AUGCUAGAUCGUAGUGUCGCACGUCUCGCCUGCGGAUUGCGCUCUACAUCGUCGGCCCUCGCACGUCCAUCGGCACCCAAGCGCUUUGUUCCCACAACGACCCGCUUUCAGUCUCAUAUCUCGGGCUCCGCAUCGCUAUUGCUUCAAAAAUGGAGAUUUGUGGCCGCUACUGCAGUAAGCACGAGUGCUUCGUAUGCUUUUUGCUCGACUGCUGCUUCAGUUACGGAUACGGUCAAUACGAAUAGGGCAGUGCCAAAGGUGGUGCUCUAUCAGUACGAACCGUGUCCCUAUUGCUGCAAGGUGAAGGCUGUACUGGACUACCUCAAGCUCCCGUACGACGUGGUGGAAGUCAAUCCACUGACCAAGAAGGAGACCAAAGCUGUGACCGAGUAUGCCAAGGUGCCAGUUGUCACUAUUGGCAAUGAGCUGGUCCUUGAGCAUAAAGAGCCGCAGGAGGAGGAAGCCCAGUGGUGCCAAUGGGUCGACCAGAAGCUCAUUGUCUUGACCCCUCCCAAUAUCUAUCGCACGCUGCCGGAGGCGCUGCAGGCUUUCGACUAUUGCUUGGCCGCUGGAAACUUCACGUCCAUGGAGCGUCACUUGUCCAAGUACGUCGGGGCAAUGGUGAUGUACCUCAUUGCCAAGCGGUCGAAGAAGAAAUACGGUAUUGACGAUGAGCGACUGGCGCUGUAUGCAGCUCUGAAUAGCUGGGUUGAUGCGGUUGGUGACAAGCGCCCGUUUCUUGGAGGGCAUGAACCGAACAAAGCAGACCUCUCGGUCUUUGGUGUCCUUCGUGCGAUGCACGGCCUGGACACGUACAACGACGUGAUGCGUGAGACGAAGAUCUGGCCGUGGUUUCGAUGCAUGACGGAUAGGGUUGGCUCCAGCUCACGCACUGCAAGCAAGCAACUAGAGAACACGGUCAAGGAGUAA
Peronospora matthiolae is the source of this 930-nucleotide messenger RNA. The record is from the annotation of a GenBank genome assembly. Lineage: Eukaryota; Oomycota; Peronosporomycetes; Peronosporales; Peronosporaceae.